Mesitornis unicolor (brown roatelo) is the source of this 1640-nucleotide messenger RNA. RefSeq names its product limb development membrane protein 1 (gene LMBR1). Gene Ontology annotation, biological process: signal transduction. Gene Ontology annotation, molecular function: transmembrane signaling receptor activity. The record is from RefSeq and is a predicted model, not a curated record. NCBI's taxonomy places the organism in Eukaryota, Metazoa, Chordata, Aves, Mesitornithiformes, Mesitornithidae. The transcript has 18 exons. Bases 1 to 1593 code for a protein of 530 amino acids.
AUGCCCCGGAGGCCGCGCUGCUGCGGGACCCCCCUUGCCCCGUCGCCAAGCAGCCGCGGCGUUGUCCCGCUCUUUUCACUCCUUCGUUGCCUGGCCCUCUUCCCACCUCCCGAUUCCAGACCGACUUGGGCGGCCUGUCCGCUGUGGGCAGAGCUAGCUGCUCUGCUGGAAGCAAUUAGGGAGAGCAGUAUCUGUUUUCUUCUGUUUGCUGUUCUCUACAUUGUUUCCUACUUCAUUAUCACAAGAUACAAAAGGAAAGCAGAUGAGCAAGAGGAUGAAGAUGCCAUUGUUAACAGAAUAUCGCUGUUCUUGAGCACCUUCACUCUAGCAGUUUCAGCUGGUGCAGUCCUGCUUCUACCUUUCUCAAUAAUCAGCAAUGAGAUCCUGCUUUCUUUUCCGCAAAACUACUAUAUUCAGUGGUUAAAUGGCUCACUAAUUCAUGGUUUAUGGAAUCUUGCUUCUCUUUUUUCAAAUUUAUGUUUGUUUGUGUUGAUGCCCUUUGCCUUUUUCUUCCUGGAAUCAGAAGGAUUUGCUGGCUUAAAAAAGGGCAUCAGAGCACGCAUUUUGGAAACCCUUGUAAUGCUUAUUCUGCUUGCACUGCUUAUCCUUGGAAUCGUAUGGGUGGCUUCAGCACUCAUAGACAAUGAUGCUGCCAGUAUGGAAUCUCUGUAUGACCUCUGGGAAUUCUACCUCCCAUAUUUAUAUUCCUGUAUAUCACUGAUGGGAUGCUUGCUACUUCUGUUAUGCACGCCAGUGGGACUGUCGCGGAUGUUUACAGUAAUGGGUCAGUUGCUGGUGAAGCCAACAAUCCUUGAAGACCUGGACGAGCAGAUGUAUAUCAUCACUUUAGAGGAAGAAGCAAUUCAGAGGAAGCUUAAUGGUGUAUCUUCCACUGUGGAAUACCAGACGGUGGACUUGGAGCGGGAGCUUGAAAAAGUGAAAAGCAAGAAAACCAAUCUAGAACGGCGGAAAAAGGCUUCUGCGUGGGAAAGGAAUUUAGUCUAUCCAGCUGUUAUGAUAUUGCUGCUGAUUGAGACAUCCAUCUCCGUCCUCUUAGUUGCUCUCAACAUUCUUUACCUGUUGGUUGAUGAGACUGCAAUGCCAAAGGGAUCAGGGGGGCCUGGAAUAGGAAGUGCCUCCCUAUCCACCUUUGGUUUUGUGGGAGCAGCACUUGAAAUCAUUUUGAUUUUCUAUCUCAUGGUAUCCUCUGUCGUCGGCUUCUACAGUCUUCGUUUUUUUGAAAAUUUCACUCCCAGGAAGGAUGACACAACUAUGACAAAGAUCAUUGGAAACUGUGUCUCAAUCUUGGUGCUGAGUUCUGCUUUGCCAGUGAUGUCAAGGACACUGGGAAUCACCAGAUUUGAUCUGCUUGGAGACUUUGGAAGGUUUAACUGGCUGGGGAACUUCUAUAUUGUAUUAUCUUACAACUUGCUCUUUGCUAUCAUGACAACGUUAUGUCUGGUCAGAAAGUUCACUUCCGCUGUGCGUGAAGAGCUCCUGAAGGCAUUAGGAUUAGAUAAACUUCAUCUGUCGAACAAUCCAAGAGACUCGGAGACUAAGCCGUCUGCGAAUGGGCAUCAGAAAACACUGUGAUUAACACUCGCCUGCAGUCAACAGAGCUGAAAACAUCAACCUCAUGG